Messenger RNA from Capsella rubella, 726 nucleotides. Its product is annotated as E2F-associated phosphoprotein. Gene Ontology annotation, biological process: positive regulation of cell population proliferation. The record is from RefSeq and is a predicted model, not a curated record. Lineage: Eukaryota; Viridiplantae; Streptophyta; Magnoliopsida; Brassicales; Brassicaceae. Bases 114 to 566 code for a protein of 150 amino acids. Gene Ontology annotation, cellular component: nucleus. The transcript is spliced from 3 exons.
CAAAAUCUGUUUGCUCCUCCGAUUUGGGUGCAUCGCCGGAGCUCGACGUUGAGCUUAACAAAGAGGUAUCGUGUCGUAUGUUACGCAAUCAGUGAAGUUCGAAUCUCAAAACCAUGGAUUCUCCGAUCAAUUCACAGAAAACUGUUUCAGACGACGAUGAGAUUGAUUACUCCAUCAAACCAGAAUUCUAUGAUUCAGAUCUUGAUGAUAAAGAUGAGCUAUGGAUGGCUAAGAAGAGAGAUGGUCGUACUUCUGAUGCUGUACUUAGCUGUCCAGCUUGUUUCACCACUGUCUGCUUAGAGUGUCAGAGGCAUGAGCAGCAUGUGACACAGUAUAGGGCUGUAUUUGUGGUCAAUUGCAGAGUAGAUAAAGACACAAUUUUGCAACACAAAGCAAUCCCCGCGAAGGUUGGUAAAAGAAGGAGAGAUUACGAGAUGCAAGAAACUGGUUCUGAAGAGAGCGAAAAAGUUACCCAAGUCUUCUGCUCAGCUUGUUCGACAGAGAUCGGAGUGGUCGACAGUGAAGAGAUCUACCAUUUCUUUAAUGUCAUUCCAAGCGAGCCUUAAAAGUUAAAACAAACAACCUGGUGUUAUGAGUAAUGAGUUUGUAACGUUUUCCGAAAUUGGUGGCUAGGAUUUGUUAGGUUUCGAUAGUUUGCGUCUGUCUUAACAUUUGGUGUAUAAUGUUAGAUAAUUUUUGAAAAAUGAAGUCGUUUGAGAAAUAUGA